Messenger RNA from Microthlaspi erraticum, 2520 nucleotides. The record is from the annotation of a GenBank genome assembly. NCBI's taxonomy places the organism in Eukaryota, Viridiplantae, Streptophyta, Magnoliopsida, Brassicales, Brassicaceae.
AUGGAAGAGGAAGGCUUGCCAAGCAGAAUGUUCGAGACUGGAUUUGAGCCAACAGGAAGGAAACGCGUUAAUUCCUACUUCACACUUCGCUGGGUUGAAAGUAUUAAACCCGCCUUGGAGAAAGAGUAUUUGGAGAAGCUUGAGAACUCCCAGUUCAGGCUUUUGAUGGGAAUGGGUAAACACACAUUCUCCGUCUGCUUUGUGCAUUACCUGUUGUCUAGACAGUUAGUUACCAACAAGAGGUUUGAGUUAUGGUGGCUGUAUGCUGGGAAGCCCAUUCGGUAUGGAGUUAAUGAAUUCGCUCUAGUGACUGGGCUAAAUUGUGAUGAGCCUCCUCUGCAAGAAACAUCAAAGAAAAGGAAACGUGGUGCGGAUAAAGACGCGAAACGAACCCAGAAGCCGGUGAAGGGAACUGGGAAAAUGUGGGCAGAACUGUUUGGUGAUUUCAAAAAACCAACAGCCGCGUGGGUGCUUGAUAAGUUGUUAUUGGGGAGAAAGUAUAAGGACUCGUUAACGCGGUUUCGCCUAGCUCUCCUUCUUCUAGUGGAGGGAAUUUUGUGUCCAACUAGUGGUACUAUGUACUUGAAUCCAAAGGUUGUCGAGAUGGUAAGUGAUGUUGAAGCUUUCUUGCAAUAUCCGUGGGGAAGAAAGUCGUUUCUGCUGACUGUGGAUAGUGCGAAGACACGAAAAGCAGAACAUUUGGUUCACGAAAGUGUCGCCGUCCAGGGAUUUGCACACGCUAUUGUUCUGGUAACAGCAGCUUGCUGUCCAGAUCUUGUGCGAGCAUCUUCGAAAGAUGAAUUUCUAGUUCGAAGUGGUGCCACUGUUGAGGAGUUGGUUGGUGAUGUUGUUUCACAGUGGAGUUCUGUCAAUAUGGUGACGGCCAAAAAUUUGGACCAGCAGGGACAGGCUGCAAUCCGCUCCAUACUAAGUAGUGGAUGUGACGACGGGCUUGAUGAGAUCACAUUUGAAGACGAACAAUAUGAUGAGGAAGUAGAGCAUCUGCUCUCUUUAAUUAAUGAAGAUUUCCCAUUUGAAGUGAAUAGUUGGAGCGGUGGAGUUAAGGCAUCUGAAGCUGAGGCAAAAGAAACGUCCAUUUCUGACUGCGGGGAGGGAGAUGAAGGGGAAGACGAUGAUAUGCCUUUGGAUUCCGCCAGAAAGCAACGGCGGAACAAUACUCCCGUCGCUGACCCAAUUUCUCCAGAUGGAUGUGGGAACAUCGAGAACAUCAUUUCUCGUGUGGCCGAGGCCGUUGAGCAUCGUUCAAAUACAGUGUUUUCAAACUAUGUGAACACACUGAAAAGGUAUAUAGACAAAGUUGUUGAAAACCUUAAGACAGACAUGGAGCGGAUGCUGCAUGCUGGAGUUCAUCCACAUGAAACCCUACAACAGACUUCGAAUGUGGACGUAAGUGAUAUGACGCCAACAUCUGUUCGAAGCGAAGGUGAAUCUCAAAAAGGGAAAAACUUUCAAACCAAGGCAAGAAGUGGAAGAGUUAGUGGAAGAAAACCAACAUCAAUGUCUCCAUCAAUUGGCCGUGUUUUACGCCCGCUCCACGUGAGGACCAAAGUCAGCAGCGGUGGCAAUGCGGAUAAAGAAGUGGAAGCAAACAUUCCGAAGAAACGGCAUACGCGUAGCUCACCGGCACAGAGUAAUUCCCAUCCUCCAGUGGUAGCCAAUACGUCUGGAUGUGGGAUUGGGAAACCGUUAAGUGAGGUGUCAGAGCGUAUUGGCGAAACAGAUGGAGGUUCUGCGGCCAAGGGUGGUGGGACAGUAUCUGCGUCUACUCUGACGGAAGAUGACCUUCCUCUCUCCAGUUUAUUUAAAAACGGGGAACGAAGUCAACGAAAGAGUUCACUGUUACUGGUGCACCUCCGUAAGCCGCAGCGGGAGGUUUCGUCUGCUACCGGCCAAGAAAAAGCUAUUCCAGCUGCAGCAGUGAGUGUAUCUUACAGAGACGUAGCUGAGUUUGAGGUGUCAGGAGGGUUCAAACCCUUCAAACAGCCGCCAGAAGAGAAGGUCACAGCCUUUCGCAACACCCUAACGGAAACAUGGAAGCUCGACCUAGGAAAUGGUUUGGAGUUGGAUAGUGCAAUGGUAGCCAGUAUCUUCGAGCCGACCGUUGUAUUGGAGCAGAAGACUGUCGUUGGAGUUGUUGAGUGGAUUCAAAAGAGAAAUGACGUUUCAGCUUUGCGGUCUGUUGUUUAUCUACCUCCCCAAUUCAUGGAGUCCCUUAAGGCCGAGUUUAUGGAUUUCAAAAUGGCGAAAGAGAAGAAUAGUUAUGCGUUUCGGCCGUCGUCAUCGCUUCCCCAACCAAACCGUCCUCCUCUGUCACAUGAACUUGAGAGUAUAUAUUGUCCAUUCAAGGUUAAUGGACACCACUGGGUUGGGAUUAUUGUGGAUAUCAAAAGGUGUAACUUCACUAUUGCUUAUGGAACUGCAUGCGGCGAAGCUGAGCCCGGAUUGCGAGACAAUAUAAGAGACGCACCUCCGACGCGCUGCCGUCAACUAUGCAAUUAA